Molecule: messenger RNA, 1586 nt
Organism: Mercurialis annua (annual mercury)
Lineage: Eukaryota; Viridiplantae; Streptophyta; Magnoliopsida; Malpighiales; Euphorbiaceae
Product: scopoletin glucosyltransferase-like
Exons: 1
Coding region: 35-1510 (491 amino acids)
Molecular function (GO): UDP-glycosyltransferase activity
Source: RefSeq, a predicted model, not a curated record
UGCUUACAAUAGCUAUCAUUUUGUGUUUAUCAAUAUGCAUAGUCAAGAAGCUCAUAAACUUCACAUAAUUUUCUUCCCUCUCAUGGCUCAUGGCCACACAAUUCCAUUAGUGGACAUGGCCAAGCUAUUUGCUCUAAAAGGAUUAAAGACAACAAUACUCACCACUCCUCUCAAUGCACCUUUCAUUUCCAAACCAAUACAAAGAGCCAAGAAUUUGGGUCUAGAAAUUGAUAUCAUAACUCUGAAAUUCCCCACAGUUGAAGCCGGUUUGCCCGAAGGUUGCGAAAAUCUCGAUUUCAUCACUUCGCGAAACAUGGCGUUCGAUAUGGUGAUUAAAUUCGUCAAGGCGCUAUCUUUGUUUCAGGAGCCUCUCGAACAGCUCCUGAGCGAAUGCCGCCCUGAUUGUCUCAUUGCUGACUGGUUCUUUCCUUGGGCUAAUGCUGCUGCUUCCAAAUUCGACAUUCCGAGGCUCGUGUUUCAUGGAACUAGUUUCUUUUCUUUAUGCACUUUUAUGUCCAUUGCAACGUACAAGCCACACGAGAAAGUUUUGUCAGAAUCAGAACCCUUUAUUGUGCCUAAUCUUCCAGGAAACAUAAAGCUGUCAGGAAACCAAUUGCCAUCUUACGCGAAACAAGGUUACGAAGCUAAUGAUUUUACCAAGCUGCUGAGAGAAUCAACAGAGUCAGAGCUAUCUUGCUUUGGUGUGGUUUUCAACAGUUUCUACGAGCUUGAACCGGACUACGCUGAUCAUUACAGAAAUGUUCAUCAACGAAGAGCCUGGCAUAUCGGUCCGGUUUCACUCUGCAAUGUAGACAUUGAAGAUAAAGCACAAAGAGCUGGUAAAGAAGGCUCCAUUGACGAACAUGAGUGCCUGAAAUGGCUAAAUUCCAAGAAACCAAAUUCAGUUAUUUACAUAUGCUUUGGAUCCAUAACCAACUUUAAUUCCUUUCAGCUAAAAGAACUCGCGAUCGCCCUGGAAUCUUCCGGGAAGGACUUUAUAUGGGUUGUCAGGAAAAACACGAAUCCUGAAGAAACUCACCAGGAUUGGUUACCUGAAGGAUUUGAACAACGAAUCGAAGGUAAAGGACUAAUCGUCCGAAAUUGGGCACCACAGAUUCUAAUACUUGACCACGAAGCGAUAGGAGGAUUCGUUACGCAUUGUGGAUGGAACUCGACACUCGAAGGAAUAAGCGCCGGGGUGGCAAUGGUCACUUGGCCAGUAGGUGGUGAGCAAUUUUACAAUGAGAAGUUGGUGACAGAAGUACUCAGAAUUGGUGUAAGUGUUGGUGUUCAACAAUGGUCAUUUUAUGGAGAUGGUGUUAAAAGUGAAUGCAUAGAGAAGGCUAUAAAUAGAGUAAUGGAAGGUGCUGAAGCUGAAGAAAUGAGAGGCAGAGCAAAAAAACUUGGAAGGAUGGCUAGAGAGGCUGUUGAAGAUGGUGGAUCUUCUUUUACUGAUCUUGAUGCUUUGAUUCAUGAAUUGAGGUUCAGAGCUGCAAAAUUAAAAUUUUGAUUGUUUAGGUUUAGGAUUUUUUUAGCAAAGUAAUGUCAUUAUCUUUAGUGGCUACAAAAUAUAAUAUUUUAAUAUC